Messenger RNA from Meleagris gallopavo (turkey), 5317 nucleotides. It is a transcript of the gene FITM2, whose product is annotated as fat storage inducing transmembrane protein 2. Gene Ontology annotation, biological process: lipid droplet organization; lipid storage; phospholipid biosynthetic process. Lineage: Eukaryota; Metazoa; Chordata; Aves; Galliformes; Phasianidae. The record is from RefSeq and is a predicted model, not a curated record. Gene Ontology annotation, cellular component: endoplasmic reticulum membrane. Gene Ontology annotation, molecular function: coenzyme A diphosphatase activity.
CUGCGGGCCCGGCUGGUGACCGCGGCCGUGCGCCGCCGGCUGCCUUGGUUGCUGCUCGGCCUCGUCUUCCUCGGGUCCGCCCUCAAGGACGGCGAUCUGGUGCCGGAGACGCCCAUGCAGAACAAACGCAACGUGCUCAACGUAUAUUUUGUCAAGGUGGCUUGGGCAUGGACGUUCUGGCUUCUGCUGCCUUUCAUUGGAGUCACCACCUACCUGUUUGCCAAGAGCAAGUUCCUCUACGGCCCCACAAAGAGCGUUCUGGCAGCUCUGCGGCGUCUCAGCACGCUGCUGGUGGGCACUGCUGUCUGGUAUGUCUGCACUGAACUCUUCAUCUAUAUCGAGAAUCUCACCGGCACGUGCUCUACCUUGACUAAACUCAGUGAGCCUCACCAGCUCUAUGCCACCAAGCAGGAGUGCCAUCGGAACAACGGGAUCUGGAAUGGUUUUGAUAUCUCGGGGCACUGCUUUCUGCUCUCAUAUUGUACUCUCAUGAUUGUGGAGGAAAUGGCUGUGCUGGAAGGCUUGUCCAUAGACCGGAGCUCAAGACUGCGUGUUGUUAUCAACGGCCUGUUUGUGUCCUUGUGUUUUCUCACCGUGAUCUGGGUGUUCAUGUUUCUAUGCACUACUGUGUAUUUCCACAAUUUCAGUCAAAAACUUCUUGGUGCACUGAUAGGUUUGGCAGCUUGGUAUGCAACAUACAGAGUUUGGUACUUGAAACCUUUUUCUCCUGGACUACCUCUCCCAAAUAUACCUUUGAGUUCAAAGAAAUACAGUUAUAGCCGAUAAUUUUUUUUAAUUUUGGAUUUUUCUUUCAGUGCCAGAGUAGUUCAGUACAGGCAUGGUUACAGGCUUAUCCACCAUAAGGAGCAAGGUAAUGGGCUGGAGAAAACAGCCUUUACUGGCUGAUGGGAGGUGAUAAUAAAGUUUGUUCUCAUGAUAAAAAAAAAAUUGGUACUGGAAAAGGUUUGGUCUUGGCUAGGAGUUACUGGCAAAGAAAUACAAAGUUGGAUUUGUUUCUUGUAUUAAUAAAUAGAGGAACAGAUCUUCCAAAACUGACAGAGGCCUUUGCACUUUAAGACCUUAACUGACCUUAAGUUAAUUCUCCCUCUUUCUAUCUAUUUUUAUCAAAGUACCAGGGAUGAUCCAGAUGUCUUUUUUUUUUUUUUAAUACUCCUACUUAUUCUUUCUUAGAGGAGGUCUCUCCUGAUGACUGCUGCUAACUAUUGCAGGAGACUUUAGCCAUCAGUGUUCAUUUGGUAAAGUAGUAUGAAGCUCAAUUGCGAAAUGCUAACAUCUCAUGUUAGCAGGUAUUAAAUACACCUAACAAGGGUUUGUGGCAGGUAUUAAAUACACCUCACAAGGGUUUGGUGUAUGCGUGUUCUGCAGCAAAGAGAAUGAAUCUGAGAUAUAACAGCUUAAGCAGUCUGUGACUUGAAAUUGAUACCUGUCUUUGGAAAGGGAACUCUUCAGUAACAAGUCUUACCUUUCUCCUUGCAUGAAGUAGCUGUAAUCAUGUUUUGUAACUGUAUUCUAGACACAAAAAAAUCUCAAGUCUAUUGAGAGAGUUGGGUGUUUGUUUUUUUUUUAAUCUUACACAUUUAGCACCAUAAAACUAUGAGUACUUUCUGGUAUGUUUCUUCCAGAACAGCGAAAUUCCGGUGUUAUGAACAUGUUAGCUUACCUUGCUCAGUAGCCUGCUUGGUAUUGAAUGAAACUUUAUCCUAAGAGCUGCAAAGCAGUUUGCUUGAAGCAGUAUUUGUUUUGUUUAUCAAUGAAUGUCAAUAAGCUACUUAAUUUUGAUUGCACACAUAGUUGUGGCUGCUUCUGAUGCGUUUUGAAACCCACUACUGAAUAUAACACUAAUAUAAUUCAUUGUAUAAUGAAUAGGUAUGACAUUGGAUGGGUUUACUCAUUGUAUCAAACAUUUAGCAUAGUUUUUAUCUUGCGAAGCUUUUUAUUAGGUUUUAUAAAGGUUUGCUCGUGUUGCAGUUGCACAAAACUGGUGUGAUGGUUGCAGUGUAGAAAAAGACAGUUGAAGAGGUUUGUAGGCACAGCUGUAGUGUGAGAGGGGACAAUCUGUCUGCAGCAUUUGGCUCCAAAUUGAUUGUUUUGUUGAACAGAAUAUGAUGCAGCGUAGUCAACCUUGGCACAUUUUUGUUGUGGGUUUGUUUUGUUUUGUUUUUACCAUCUCUACAAUUCUUCUUCAGCAAAUGAGUGGAAGUAUUUGCAGUAGUUACAGCGGCGUUAAUUCCAUGUUUGUGGCUUGCCUCUGAGGAAAGCUGAAUUCCCUUGACUUCCCACUCUGUUCAGUGCCAAACCUGAGUUGUUUUGCAGCAUCAGAAAGUGGAGAUGACCAUGCAGAAAAGCUUUUUCAGGAGCUGAAGUAUUUUCUAUCAAGUUCCUCCUUUUGUCUUUGCAGUAAAUUGCCUUUAAGCUGACUCUUUGGGAAAUUUGCACUGAUCAACUCAUAUUGGGUUUAACUAAAAAUAUAUUUGAACAAUGCAGAUUCAUUUGCAGUCCUUCUUUUGAUGUACUGUAAGCCUGCUCCCUCUUGAGUUAAGCUAGGCUGCAAGCCACUUUCAUCGUGAAAAAGGAUUAUAUACCCAGAAGGUUUUCUGAUUCAUUUCAUUAGAUUUAAGUUUCUAUUUUAGGUUAUCUUUAUGUAACUUUGCUACAUAGACUAGGCCUGCUACCAAAAAAUGCAGUUUAUUUAAGCCGACAGGCUUGCUGAUGUUAUCUUCAGUUCCACAGAUGUUUUGUGCAAUCACUGCAUCAAUGUUUCUCUGUGCUUCGGAUUAGUGUCACGCAAACUGGUUAUUAUGGAAAUAAUGUGGGCCAUGGCUAUUCUCAAACUGUAUUUAAAUGAUGAUAGAAAAACAGUUAAAAUUCCAGUGUUUGUGUCUUUGUGGGUGUUUCUGGAGUCUGUAAAGGUACUUUUGUUGUUCUUCACUUCCCUGAAUUAUCCAGCCUCCCAGAUUUUUUUACUGAGAUACAGAAUUAUCAGUGACAGUCUGAGCACACAGCAUUUGAAUAGAUUAACAUGGCACACGUUCUCAAAAAUAAAGGGUUUAAAAACAACAAAAACACCUGACAGUAUUCCUAACGUGUGCCUUGCAGUUGAUUACAUAGACGUGAACAGUUGCUCUUUGUAGCAAAGUGAAAGCCUAAUCCACUGAAAUAGAUGGAAAAGUUCCCAUGCAGUAAUACUCCUUAUGAGUUUGGCAAUCCUGCACAACGUGUUUCUCAGAGACCACGUGCCAGCUGUUAGCUUACAAGGUUUCCUUGUGCUUCAGGCCUCUUCUUGGUGUCUUUUGGCUUUCAGUUAACUGGAAAUCAAAAUUGCCAAUUUUCUGCUCCUGCAUUUCCUCCCUCCCUCCCUCCCUCCCUCCUUCCCCCAAAUAAACUUCUAUCAUUAAAAUAAAAACGUGGCCUCUCUAUCACAGACUUGCAGCAAAAGAGAAACGGUAGGAACAGCUGGAUGUGGUGCUUCCUAUCAAACUGCAGAUCCUUUAUUUCGGCUGCCAACAGUUACUGUUAAAUUGUAUUCAGAAGAAAGUAUAACAUUUUAAAGGUAAAUGAGGUCUGUAGUGGAUUCUAAAUGUAAGCAACUGUAGUCAUGUGAAACACAGGGGUUGGCUGGUUGGUUUUGGUUGGGUGUUUGUUUUGCUUUUUUUUUCCUUUUCUGCAUUAUUGUUAAUUUCAGAUUCUGCUCCCCUUCUUCUGCAAAGCUGUCUUUCCACACCUGUACAAUUAUUGAGGGGAUUUUUCUCUCCAACAUAUUACUGACAUAGCACUGAAAUGCACACAAUGAAAAAUUAGCAAAUAUACAUGAAAGUGUAACUGACGUUUGGCCUGACUGAUGUGUGUGAGGCAGUUCCUGCUCUUGGUGCCUUAGACAUUCUCCUCUGGUAGGGCUGAUAAAGAGGGGAGUUUCAUCUAGAAUUCAUUCAUUGGAAUGAAUUCAUUGGAAAGUUUACGGAUUCGUUUUGCUCCUGGGACCCGUUCACAUGUUUGUGUCACAGGAGGCAAAGCCAGGCAGAUGGGAAAGCUCUUCUGUAAGAUCCAUUGGAGUGUUCAGACUUCAAACGUACCUGAAACUGAUGUUUGGAUUCUUCAUGAGAGUUUUUGCUCAGAGCAGACGUGCUCUGUGAGCGCUUCACUGGUCGUGGAGCAGCUGAAAUAAUAGAAUCUCAUUUUCUGUUUUGAUGCGUGGCAAUUUAUGGCAAUGUGAGAAACACCCAGUCAUACCCUAUGGUGCACUUUAAUUGAAAAACUGUAGGGGAUGCUGUGAUAUAUUAAAUGUCUUGGAAAAUCAGCAGUUAGUUCCGAAUACAAAUUUGUGGUCACUUUUCUCAGGAAAAUAAUGCCCAAUAACACUGCUCUGGAGCUCAAAGCAAAUCCCUGCAGCUCCUCAGCCUUUUCCAGCUCCUUGCUUAUCUCUGUUCACUCAAACCCAUUUCCUAGAGUUGUCUUUUCAUAGCUUCAUCUCCUCUCCUGGACUGCAGAAUUAGUAAUAGCUCUUUACCUCUGCUUAAAAGCAUGCUUUCUCUCUUUUUGUCUUCUCCUCCUUUAACUGUUCUGCCAAAGCUUAAGGUGAAAUAGGCUGCUGUGGUUCCCAACUCAUAGUGAACCAUUGCUAAAGGGAGCUGGUCAAUCACUGUGAUGGAGUUUAGCUGGGAAAGAGAAUAUGCCUCACUUAUUGAAGCAGGACUGCCUGAUGUGUUUGAACUCAUGGAAGCAAAUAAAGCACCUUAGUGCUUUAGGGAUACAGUGAGAAUACAGAGAUUACAAGUUGGACAACCAGAAAUGCAAACGACCAUCAGGAUGGAUUGCAGUCCCUGAAAUUUCAGGUAACUGUGUUGUAACAUUUGAUCCAAGAGGUCUGUUAAUGUAUCUGCUGGCUGUCACAAAACACAAGCAAUAUCAUGUGCCUUGUAACGACUUGAACAACUUUUCUGUAAAGCUUUGGAGCUGUGAUAUGGCACAGGGAUUAAGAUGAAGAGCCUUUCAGGAGAGCUGACUGUUAAGGGAAAGAAGUAGUCAUAAAAACGCUCUUUCUCAAUCAUGCAUUUCCUGAAGAAGGUCUGCAGUUGUAGUGCAUGUUUUCCUAGUAUUGUAAGGCUGAAUGAAGAAAAGCUUGGAAUAAAAAUAAAUACAAAUGACUUUAUUUCUUAUUUCUGAAGCAUUUUUCUUUGUUCAUUCAAGGUCCAUUUUGCAGUUUUAGGUCACAUUCUUUCCGUGAUGCAAUUUAAUGCAUUUAAUCUGUGGGAAAUGUUGUUGAUGUCAGAGCAAUAAAUAGACAUAUCCUUAUUGUAAA